GCGAGAGAGCGCGCGCGAGCAGCCAGCGCACACGCCUCCUUUCCUUCUGCUUCCCUUUGCCUCCCUCAGCUUCCCUCUGCUUCCCCCGCUUCCUUCUUCCCGCCGUGGCGGCGCGCUCCCGCCCGCACGCCCCUUGUCUUUGCCUCUCGGCGGCGGCGCGGACAGAGACAAGACAGAGGCGGGUUUGCUGCGGGUCUCGCUGCACAUAGGAGAAACUUGUCAAUUUCAAAAUGUCAUCAGUCAAACGCUUGGUUUAUGCAUUCAUCCAUUUCUUGAGAGAGCAGAGUCAGAUGGACACUUUCACAUCAGAUGAACAAGAAAGCCUGGAAGUUGCAAUUCAGUGUCUGGAGACGGUGUUUAAGAUUAACCUGGAAGAUACUCACCUUGCACCUCCACAACAUUUGAUAGAAAUGUUCACAAAUUCUUUUCACAAGAAUGACAUGCUGCCUCUCUCAGAUUCUUUACCAGAGGAUGUUGAAAAGGCUGACCAUCUGAAGGAUGAAGGUAAUAAUCAUAUGAAAGAAGAAAAUUAUGAUGCUGCAGUGGAAUGUUAUAGUAGGGCUAUAGAACUGGAUCCGAACAAUGCAGUCUAUUACUGCAACAGGGCUGCUGCUCAAAGUAAGCUCAACAACUACCAUGAAGCAAUAAAGGACUGUGAGAGAGCCAUAGCAAUAGAUCCAAAGUACAGCAAAGCAUAUGGAAGAAUGGGGUUGGCUCUGACCUCAGUGAAUAAAUACGAAGAAGCAGUUACCAGUUACCAAAAAGCACUGGAUCUUGAUCCAGAGAAUGACUCUUAUAAAUCAAAUUUGAAAAUAGCAGAACAGAAACUAAGAGACAUGUCCAGUCCGACUGGAACUGGACUGAGUUUUGACAUGGCAAGCUUGAUAAAUAACCCUGCCUUCAUCAGUAUGGCAGCAAGCUUAAUGCAGAAUCCUCAAGUUCAACAAUUAAUGUCAGGGAUGAUGUCCAACGCCAUCGGUGGCCCUGCUGCGGGUGUUGGUGGCCUGUCGGAUUUGUCCAGCCUGAUCCAUGCGGGGCAGCAGUUUGCGCAACAGAUACAGCAGCAGAACCCAGAGCUCAUAGAGCAACUGAGAAAUCAUGUUCGGAGCAGAUCUUUCAGUGGCAGCACUGAAGAGCAUUCCUGACUUACAGGAGGCCCAUGAAUUGGAAUGGUAAAUAACCCCCAAACACAUACCAUAGUUAGUAGCAAAAGCACCAUUGUAACUCUUCUGCUUGAAUAGAAGACAGAAAAUUCUUUGUGUGUGUUUGCAAACAAGAAUAAAUCUGUUAAACAGAUCUAUUGCACAUAACUUGGAACAUAUCAUUUAUGUAUAGUUACUCCUCUGAAAAAUAAUACACUAAAAUAGGUGGUUUAUUAAAAUCCCUAACUACAGGUUGUUUUCAGUAUGUGCAGUAGAUUGAUCUCCAGGGCUACUGAGUGGGGAGGAGUUCUGUAGUGCACUGUUUUGCAUAACAGCUAAGUUCUAAAGUCCUAAUGUAAAAAAGGCACCUUAUUCCUAUGGUGAAAAUCAUUACAGCUGUACUCUGUCAUAUGUUGAAACAGGAGACCCAUCUGAUGUGCCCUUUUAUAAUGAGCAUAAAUCAGUAUUGGAGAAGAGAAUGUACCUAAAACUAGCACUUGAAAAGUUCUUUUAAGACUUGGAAGGGCUGUCGUGAAUUAUGUUAAAUAUUUUUUAGCUUUGUUGGGCAGGAGAGAGGGGGAUGAUUGCAUAUGAAGGAGUACCACAAGUGGUAGUGGAAGACAUUAAUCCCGAAUAGGAUAAUACACAGAAACAACAAUGGAACUUGGCUUGGGAAAGGAAAGAGUUUGAAGUUUUAUACCCUCAAAUCAUGAUGGUAGCCCUGGAGGUCAGCAUUAUGGCACUAUUUUCCUAGGCAUAGCAAACUGUACUACAUUCCGUAUGUAUGCAGUAUUUAACAUAAGCUUAACUCUAAUAAGCUAGAACUGAUCCUGUGACUGUACAAAUAACUAGAACAGAAAAUCCAUAAAAAAACAACUGCCUUAGAAAGGAUUCUCUUUCUAAUAUUGUGUGGUAAAAUAAUCGUCUUAAAAUAAUUAAGGAUUUUUGGUUUUGAAGUUUGACUCUUAUUAUUUCUGUUCCUGACCUGGCUUUGCCUGCUUGGUUAAUUUUACUCUUUCAGAGACCAUCAUUCUCCAGUAUUUUCAUGAUAUUAACUUUUUUUUUUUGUUCUGCAUACUGCUCACACUGCUUCCUGGUACAAGGUACAGUCGUUUGUACUCCAGUGAGGUUCUUGCUCACACCUUCACACUUUGUAUUAUCAGAAUGCAUCUGAGCAGCCUGCUUCAAUUCCUAGGACAAAGUGAUUUCUACUGGUCAGUUAGACUUGAGGAGGUAGUGGGGAAUUAACAAUAGACUCCCAUAGAGAUAAAUGCACAGGAACUCCAGAACCUCAGACUUCACAUCUGAUUCAUAGCAUGGCCAAAAAACAGCACAGGUAGAAGAAAAUGCAAAAUCUGGGGCUAAGUUGUAUGCUUGACUCUUACCAAAUGCUAGUUGUGCGUCUAUCAUGAGUUUUUCCCUACUAAAACGGAGGGCAAAAUGCAUCCGGACCCAAGGAGAAAUGAAAACAGCUGGAGAAAACACAGAAAUAGGAAAUCUGAAUUAUCAUUUCUUGAAUAAAGAGGUAAAGCUUAAUAGAGCAACUUAAACAACUUCAAGACAUUUCAUACUUUAUUCAGUAGAGCUUGCCUAUACAUACAGGAUUAAAAUGCUUCUUAAAAUUCUCCAUAUAAGUUGGUAUAGCUGCCUUUUUGAGGCUGUAGAGAUAUUUGAGCUUUACAUUAAAUACACUUCCAUAUAAUAGCUUCUGAAUUAACAUCUGAUGACAAAGAAGAAAAUCUCUGACAAGGACAUUUUUUCAGAGGUAGUUCAGAACCUGAACCUUGUCCAUCAAAAAAAACCUGCUAAAGUUCAGUUACAUUUAGUAGGAUACCAUUUACAAGAAAGAUGGAUGGAAGCUACAACUACUGUACAAAUACUGCACUUGGAGUAGUGUGUUGUGGGAGGAGGCAAACGUUGUUCCUAGCAUAUCGCCUCUUAAACUUCACAGUUCCUCUCAGUUCUCUCAUAUUUUCAGCUGCUCAAACUAACUUUGGUAAGGGGAACCAAUAAAUCCAGAGUGGGCUGGGUAGCACUGCACUCUGACACACAGUUUAUUCUUACUUUGUGACAGCAAUCUUCAUGUGGUCAGUUACCUUCCUACUUUAAGACAAGAGUGUCAAGAACCUCUUGAGAGUUCCUUAUGACGUACAAAAUAUGACAGAAUUUGAAGACUGGCUGCAGAAGUUGUGCUAUCAACUACAUGCCCUAUUGUCUUACUGCAUUUAUAGGAUAACUGUCCUCUGAGGUUCAGUGUAAUAAAGCGUAGCUUAGUUAUCCAGAAACUCCUCAAAGUGAUCUUUAUAGAGUGGUAAUUUCCGUGUACUACAAUGUUGUCAUGUUUAGGUCUUACUGCAGUAGAGGUAACAUGUAAUGGGAGUAUUUAUUAGAGCCCUGAUGGCAUUAGCUAACCCUUAGGAAUGUGCUACAACUGGCACAAUACUUGCAAACAUUCUUUGUUUCUUGUCUAUUAACAGAAAGGGCUUUAUAGCCUAGGGGAAAAAACGGUGAAACCAGUAACAGGAAGCUGUCAUUCCAUGCUUUCCCAUUGAAACCAGGAACAGAGGGAUCAUUUAUGCUAAAGUCUAAUUUUGCCUUGAAUAGGCUAGAUUGUUUCACAGUCGUGCAAUACGUCGUAAUCACAAAGUGAGGAAGGAAUCUUCUCCCGUGUAAUAACUGCACUUUAUUUUGCACUACUUUUCAUCCUGCUAUAUCAAGUAGUAAACCACAAUCUGCAAAGUUUAAAGCAUUAAUUGAAAACAUUAAGGUCAAUCACAGUUCAUCAUUCAACUGAGCAAACGUGAAUCUUAACAUCUCAUUGGUUUUGUAUCAUUAUUGUCUCAUCAGCAUAUAAGGGGGAUAAUUGUUAUAAAAGAAAAUGUUUUGCACUCAAAUUGUGAACUCCUGUAACCUGCUUGCAUGGAAGUAUAUGUUUCUAACUAAGCCUGAUCAUAAAGACACCUAAUGAAAUAUUCAGCCUAGAACUUGUUUCAGUUGCAUUUUGGUUUUGUAGCAAGUACGUAGUAAAAUCAUAUUCAUACAUACUGAGAAAGAACCAAGUCUGCAGCUUUGGAUUUGUAAUGUGCUUUCAGGGCUAUAGAAGGCCAUAAAUGCAACUUGUAUACCAUUUCUGUAUCGCUCCUACCUCUUGUUACUGUGUGGUUACAGCUUCUUCAACUUGUGUCAGUUUAACUUGAAAAUAGAUUAUAAAUAAAGUUAUUUACA
Molecule: messenger RNA, 4367 nt
Organism: Colius striatus (speckled mousebird)
Lineage: Eukaryota; Metazoa; Chordata; Aves; Coliiformes; Coliidae
Gene: SGTB
Product: small glutamine rich tetratricopeptide repeat co-chaperone beta
Exons: 11
Coding region: 231-1145 (304 amino acids)
Biological process (GO): post-translational protein targeting to endoplasmic reticulum membrane
Cellular component (GO): TRC complex; membrane
Molecular function (GO): molecular adaptor activity; protein binding
Source: RefSeq, a predicted model, not a curated record